Messenger RNA from Myotis myotis, 822 nucleotides. Its product is annotated as bcl-2-like protein 12. Gene Ontology annotation, biological process: regulation of apoptotic process. The coding region runs from base 13 to 780 and encodes 255 amino acids. The record is from RefSeq and is a predicted model, not a curated record. Lineage: Eukaryota; Metazoa; Chordata; Mammalia; Chiroptera; Vespertilionidae. The transcript has a single exon.
CCAGGUGCCCCCAUGGCAGGCUCGGAAGAGCUGGGGCUCCGGAAGGGCACGCUGAGGGUCCUAGCUGCCUUCCUUAAGCGGGGUGAGGCUGCUGGGUCCCCCAUUCCAACCACACCCAGGAGCCCUGCCCAGGAGGAGCCAACAGACUUCCUGAGCCACCUUCGAAGAUGCUUUCCUUGUUCUUUGGGUCGAGGAGCAGUUCCCCUUGAGUCCCCUCGGCCUUGCUCCCUGCCCCUUCGCCCCUGCUAUGGUUCGCAGCCUGGUCCAGCGACUCCAGACUUCUAUGCCCUCAUGGCCCAGCGGCUGGAACAGCUGGUCCAAGAGCAACUGAGAUCCCCACGGAGCCCAGAGUUACAGGGUCCCCCACCCACCGAAAAGGAAGCCCUGCUGCGGAGGCUGGUGGCCUUGCUGGAGGAGGAGGCAGAAGUCAUCAACCAGAAGCUGGCCUCGGACCCUGCCCUGCGCCGCAAGCUGGCCCACCUCUCUGCUGGCUCCUUCGCCCGCCUAGUGGAGCUGUUCUCCAGCCGGGAGGGCAGCCCUUGCCCCAACCGUGCACGCCCCUCCUUGCAGUGCCCAGGGCCCCCGCCAUCUUCCCCGGAGCCCCUGGCCCGCCUGGCCCUGGCCAUGGAGCUGAACUGGCGCGUGGCCUGGUUGGGGGGCACCCUGACUGGACUCAGCGUAGAGCACGUGCACAGCUUCACGCCCUGGAUCCAGGCCCAGGGGGGCUGGGAGGGCAUCCUGGCCAGCUUCCCCAUGGACUUGAACUUGCCCCUGGACUAGCUCUUCCUCAGCAGCUGUUACAAGAUUGGCCUUCAGGCGCCA